AUGUCAAAAAUCGUUGCCAACUGCCACAAGCUUCUGGAAGAGGAAAUCCUUCGUCGCUCCUCACAAAUUAUCUCCGUUGUUGGUGAUCAAGCUUACAUUUUCGGCGGAGAGCUGCGACCGCGUGAGCCUCGUGACAAUGAUGUCCACGCCGUUUCACUGAACAGUGAUCCAGAAAAUGCCACCAUUACCUGCAAACCGGCGACAUCCCAAUCUCCAUCUCCCCGUGUCGGUACUGCCUCGUGUACUCUCAAUGAGAAGAUCUACAUUUUCUCUGGCCGAGGAGGUGUCGAGAUGGCUCCUAUCGAGGAAGAGGGUGCGAUUUGGGAAUUCGAUCCGUCCGCAGCAACCUGGUCGCUCAUUUCCCCAUCGAACACGAUCUCACAGACACCUCCCGUGGCUCGGAGCUAUCACUGCAUGGCUAGCGACGGGAAGGAUACACUUUAUCUCCAUGCAGGUUGCCCGGAAAAAGGGAGAUUAGCCGAUCUUUGGGCAUUUAGUCUUUCCCAAAGAGUUUGGACAGAACUUGCUUCAGCAUUCGAUCCUCCCCGUGGAGGUACUUCGAUCGCAUUUGUCGAUGGCAAGUUGUAUCGAAUGAACGGAUUCGAUGGUCAUUCGGAACAGGGAGGGAGUAUCGACAUUUACUCACCUGAAACAAAUUCCUGGACUUCGCACUCGUAUCAGCCCGAUGGUAAAUUUGGUCCGACCCCGCGAAGUGUGGCUUCUUUGCUUCCGAUUCGUCUGGGAGGGAGGUCUUUCUUGGUCACAUUGUUCGGCGAACGUGACCCCAGCUCAUUGGGUCAUCAAGGAGCGGGGAAGAUGCUGCGGGACAUGUGGGCGUUUGACAUUGAAAGCCAAAAAUGGGAAGAAAUUAUUGCUCAAGGUUCCGAGCUUCCUUUCGCACGGGGCUGGUUUGAUGCCGAUGUUGCCGGUGAAAACACUAUUGUGGUUCAUGGCGGGCUAGGGGAAUCGAAUGAACGAUUGGGAGACGCGUGGACGAUCGAUUUCUGCUAA
This is a messenger RNA of Penicillium waksmanii, 1011 nucleotides long. RefSeq names its product Kelch repeat protein. NCBI's taxonomy places the organism in Eukaryota, Fungi, Ascomycota, Eurotiomycetes, Eurotiales, Aspergillaceae. The record is from RefSeq and is a predicted model, not a curated record. The transcript is spliced from 2 exons. Gene Ontology annotation, molecular function: protein binding. The coding region runs from base 1 to 1011 and encodes 336 amino acids.